Geodia barretti is the source of this 1471-nucleotide messenger RNA. NCBI's taxonomy places the organism in Eukaryota, Metazoa, Porifera, Demospongiae, Tetractinellida, Geodiidae. The record is from the annotation of a GenBank genome assembly.
GCGUGUGUAUCAGUCUGGAAUAAGAGAUGGCUGCUGAAGUUGAACCCACACCUAAUAAGCGUACAUGUAAAUACGGAUCCAAGUGCUACAGGAAGAAUCCUGAUCACCUCCGCCGAUUUGCUCACCCUCCACUAGAAGACAAUGUCGCCUCUGAUGAGUCCAGCCAGGUGCUGGGAUCGGCAGUCGCCUCGCCCCCCGGGACCGCUCCUCCUCCUGCUGGGAGAAACAAACGCAGAUGUGAGAAUCAGGAUGUCUCUGAAGUUGAUGCGAAAAGGAAAAAGCUGACAGAACCUCCCAGUCCUUCAACCUCUCCUCCAGGGCGAACUUGCUCUCAGAGUGGCACCUCUGAGGAACACAGCAGUGCAGUUGAUUGCAGGUCAAAUGAGCCUCAAUUAGGGCCGCUGGAGGCUGGUGCUGAUGCUACUGAGCUGGAGAAGGACAGAGCCUGUGCUGAUGUGGGGGAGAAGGUAAAGAGGAAGUUUCUAGUUGACAUGCCAGAGGAUUUCUACCAGUUCUGGGAGUUCUGCAAGUCCAUUGACUCCACCCACCCUGAGUGUGCCCUGGUGUCCAGUCUGGGGCUGGAGCUGGUGGGACCCUACCACGUGCUAGCAAGGAGACUUGAAGGUGUGACCUGGGACAGGUGUGUUCUCCACUACCGCUACUUCUAUGACCCUCCAGAGAUGGUGACAGUUCUGAGGAGAAAGGAGGACCAGUACCACCUGGGCUACUUCAGGGAUGAUCCUGGGCAAUCAGAUGGUGUUCUCAUUGUAUCCAAUGAUCCCAGCAAGGGAUGUGAGCUGAAAAUUGAAGCACAGACCAUUUUUGCAGCAGUUAGGUUUGAGGUAGAAAAGGCACUGAAAUCUACACCAAAUCAAACGAAGCUACUAAAGUCUUUGGAGAAGCAACUGCAGGAGAAGAUGCGGGAACUAAACCUGGGAGCUACAGAUGGAAAGACUCUGUCCAAACGGAGGAGCAAGCAAGUCCAGGCCAAGUGUCUUCACAAGAUUGGGAUAGUCGUUCCCUACGACAAGAAGACUGAUGUCGGCUACCGAUCACUUACCAAAACUGAUAGAGAGCUGAAGAAGCUUCUGGACAAUAUCUCUCAGUGUCAAGAGCCAAAGAAACGAGACCAGCUGUUUGAGCCUCUCCAGGAGAUCAUAACCUAUGUCCAGUUUGCCAACGAUGAGUGUGACUAUGGGAUGGGGCUGGAACUGGGGCUAGACCUCUUCACUCAUAGCGACAGUUUCCAUAACGUCGUCGGCCACCUUCUGCCCCUCGCCUACACUCUGUUGGGAAGGUCAGAGUAUGGGAAGAUCGUGGAGAAACAUUUGGGACAAAGACUGCAUUCUCCACUAGAUUUGACCCAAAAUAGCACCCUCAAAGAAAAAUAACGGUCAAUACCAUGCAAAAGUAUUAUUAACCCUUGACGUGAAUGUAAGUUUGUUCAUCCGUCCUUCAUUCUGUCUGCCUG